AUGGACGAAAAGCAAAGAAGCAUCGCGGUGCAGACCGUCGCCGCGACCUUCUUGCCCAUCGCCGCGAUCACGGUAAUGCUGCGCGUCUAUGUGCGCGGGUGGGUUGUCAAGGCAUUCGGAUGGGAUGAUGGGUCUAUGGUGGUUGCAUUGCUGUUCUACGCAAUGUUCUCUGGAACCAUGAUCGGAGGCUCAAUAUACGGCACAGGCUACAAGUUCGAAAACCUCGAGCCUGACGCGCGGGUAACUGCGAUGAAAUACUGGUGGCUGUGCGAGAUCGCCUACUGUUUUGCCUCGAUCGGGUGCAAGAUCUCCAUUUGUCUAUUCUUGAUGCGCAUUACUAUCAAGCGCGUCCAUCACUGGAUUCUGUAUAUCGUUAUGGCCUUGACUGUCCUCGCCGGUAUCAUUUUCAUGUUCCUCAUGCUGCUGCAGUGCAAGCCGCUGGAGUACUUCUGGACUAGGACGGCGGGCGACCCUACUAUUCAGGGUUACUGUAUUGAUAUCAACAUCAUUAUCAACAUGACUUAUGUGUACAGUGCUUUCGCUGCAUUGUGUGAUUUCACCGUCGGCAUCAUGCCCAUCUUCCUCGUGCACAAGCUGCACAUGAAGCGCCAGACCAAGAUCGCUGUCAUGGGAAUUCUGAGCAUGGCUUGCAUUGCUUCUGCGGCAGUCAUCGUCCGUAUUCCUUUUGUCAGCACCUUCGCUGAUCCUGAUUUCCUCUAUGCAACCGUCCACAUCGCCAUUUGGUCCAACGUCGAGGCCGGCCUCGGCAUCACAGCCGGCAGUCUCGCGACUCUUCGUCCCCUCCUCCGCGUCAUAAUGGGCUCCACCUCCAGCCAAGACUACUCCUCCGGUUUCCCGGGCCCUCAGUCACCGUCCGCCUCGCGCAAGCUGGGCGGUCCAUUCCCACUAGGCUCCAUGGAUGAAAGCAUGCAGUCUCGCCUGCGACCUGACAAGCUCGCUGUCACUGUCACGACCAUCAAGGGCCAGAGGAGGGAUCCUCAUGACAUCUACGAUGAUGUGUCGUCGAGCCCUACCAGCAGUGAGGAGAGAUUGACUAUGGAUCGGUCGAGGCCUCGUGUGCCGGGUGAUAUGGGGUUGGGGAUUCAUCGUACGUUCGAGGUUACACAGACUACGACCGAUACCCAGGACGUUGAGCUUAGGGAUGUUAGAGAACAUGUUUAG
This is a messenger RNA of Penicillium bovifimosum, 1182 nucleotides long. RefSeq names its product putative integral membrane protein. The transcript has 4 exons. Bases 1 to 1182 code for a protein of 393 amino acids. The record is from RefSeq and is a predicted model, not a curated record. Lineage: Eukaryota; Fungi; Ascomycota; Eurotiomycetes; Eurotiales; Aspergillaceae.